CAAGUCCUUGUGGGCUCAAGCGGGGUUUCCUGCACUUCCGCUUUUCUUCGCCACGUGAGGUCGAGACCAUGGGAAGCCUGCGCCGAGCUCGUCUGCUCCCGGCACUGCUGCUGGCCGUUGCAGGCUGGCUGCUCCCCGCCGUCCUGCCCAGCGCCUUCCAGGCGCCCCUCGCCCCGGGGCGCGUGCAGCCCGCCGGGCAGCGCCAGCUGGGGCAGCUGCGGCAGUCUCCAGCCGCCGGCGCGGGUGUGCUCGCUGGGAGCCAGGGCGUGAGGCCCGGGGCGCUCCCGCCCCGCGGCCGGGACGCGGAGGCGGCGUGGGAGGC
Messenger RNA from Prorocentrum cordatum, 322 nucleotides. NCBI's taxonomy places the organism in Eukaryota, Dinophyceae, Prorocentrales, Prorocentraceae. The record is from the annotation of a GenBank genome assembly.